AUGUCUGCAGCCGACAGCCCACCCCUGCAGAACGACGCUGCCGCCAACCUGGCCCUACUCCAAGCUGGGACUGGGGCCGCCGCUGGCAACGUGAUCGGAGCUCUGGGCCACUCGGUCUCCUUACCUGCUGGGAUCACAGUCGCACCGGAUGUUGAGGAAGUUGUGUGGAGGAGGACAUCACCCAGAUUAAAGAUAGCGGUAUACAGGAAUGGGAAUAUUGAGUACAAGAACGCCAAUUACAUGGGACGGGUAACUCUUCACUGCGGGAACUUCAGCCUGGAAAUCCGUGAUCUGCGGCGAAAGGACGCUGGUGUUUACGAGGUGGUUGUUGUUACAAGUUCAGGUGAUGAAACUUUGACGAGAGUCCGACUGGAAGUGUACGAGCCCGUGUCAGGAACACAGAUCAAGGCCGAGAACAUCACUGAGAUCUGCGACUUCACCCUGACCUGCUUCGUGACAUCCGGCGACUCCACCAGCUUCACGUGGUGGAGGGAAGCUGUGGGAAACGACAGCACCCAUCACCUCGUGGGACAUGGAAAGACAAUACAGGUUCAUCACACAACAGAGGUCGGGGACGUUGUGUACAGGUGUGAGGCCAGGAACCUGGUCAGUGAAGGCACGGCACAGAUCCGGCUGAAGAACAUCUGCAAACAGACCACAUCUGGGUUGAGAAGCUGUCUCUGUGGAUGUUGGUUGAGGGCCACGGUCGCAGCCGUCCUGCUUCUGAUUCUCAUCUCAGUCACUGUCGCCACCCACAUCAUCAGCGCCCGCCCUGUCAGUGGAACUGCAGACAGGCCUCACAAGACUGAAUGACUUCCCCUCACCUCUUUCCUUCUCCACAUCUGCUUUUCCACCAACCUCUGCC
Molecule: messenger RNA, 865 nt
Organism: Amblyraja radiata (thorny skate)
Lineage: Eukaryota; Metazoa; Chordata; Chondrichthyes; Rajiformes; Rajidae
Product: T-lymphocyte surface antigen Ly-9-like
Exons: 5
Coding region: 1-813 (270 amino acids)
Cellular component (GO): membrane
Source: RefSeq, a predicted model, not a curated record